Molecule: messenger RNA, 1297 nt
Organism: Fragaria vesca subsp. vesca
Lineage: Eukaryota; Viridiplantae; Streptophyta; Magnoliopsida; Rosales; Rosaceae
Product: putative UDP-sugar transporter DDB_G0278631-like
Exons: 7
Coding region: 157-1131 (324 amino acids)
Cellular component (GO): Golgi apparatus
Molecular function (GO): UDP-glucose transmembrane transporter activity; UDP-galactose transmembrane transporter activity; antiporter activity
Source: RefSeq, a predicted model, not a curated record
UUUUCGAUUUGGGUUUGCUUGAUUUGUAGGUUUUGGUCCAGAAAUCUACUACCCAAUUCGGAUCAUCAUGUAAUUGGGAUCAACUCAGCUCAAAGUUUAAGACUUGCAGUAAACCCAGUACUCGGAUAGUUCUGUUUUUGAAAGUUAGAUUUGGCUAUGGAGAAGCUCACUGAUGCAGAUGCUGCUAGUUCAUCUUUGAGUUUGUUUGCUGCAUUGUCAUAUGGGGUUGCUUCCAUGGCUAUGGUGUUUAUCAAUAAAGCUGUUCUUAUGGAGUACUCGCAUUCCAUGACACUUCUCACUAUGCAGCAAUUAGCCACUGCCUUGCUUAUACAUUUUGGGCGGAAAAUGGGAUACACGAGAUCGAGAGGACUAGAAAUGAGCACUGCCAAAAAACUUCUCCCUGUGUCGCUUUUCUAUAAUGCUAAUGUUGCAUUUGCUUUGGCUAGUUUGAAGGGAGUCAAUAUUCCCAUGUACAUUGCAAUCAAAAGACUCACACCGCUUGCUGUGCUUAUCGCUGGAUUCUUCUCGGGGAAGGGGAAACCCUCAACACAGGUGAUCCUUUCAGUGGUAUUGACUGCAGGAGGGGUUGUCAUUGCAGCACUAGGAGACUUUUCAUUUGAUCUUUUUGGAUAUAGUUUGGCCCUCACUUCAGUUUUUUUCCAGACCAUGUACCUUGUGCUAGUGGAGAAGUCAGGUGCAGAAGAUGGGCUGUCAUCAGUUGAGAUCAUGUUCUACAACAGCUUUCUGUCUCUUCCAUUUUUGCUAUUUCUCAUUAUAGCUACCGGAGAAUUUCCAAAUUCUUUCUCAUUACUACUUGUAAAGAGCACUUCCAUACAUUUUUUGGUGAUCCUUAUUCUUUCAUUUGUUAUGGGCAUUGCUCUCAACUUCACCAUGUUCUUAUGUACCAUAGUCAAUUCUGCUCUGACAACGACCAUAGUUGGAGUCCUAAAAGGGGUUGGAUCCACGACCCUGGGUUUUGUCUUGCUGGGUGGUGUGCAAGUACAUGGUUUGAACGUGACUGGACUAGUUAUCAACACAACUGGUGGAGUAUGGUAUUCAUAUGCCAAAUAUCAGGAAAGGAAGAGCAAGGCCCCAAAACAGGCAUCAGACGUGGAGACUUACCAUAAAUGAUCUCGAUAGAAAAGAUACCAUAUGGUUUACUAACAGCUGCUCUCUAUUGUUACAUUUUUAGUUUGCUUCUAUUUUCAUCAAAUGGCCAUAGUUUUUUGAAGGACAAUGAUAUAGGGAUUUUUAAACAAGUUUGAUCAACAAUAUAUCCAAAUUCACUCACAUAGUA